This is a messenger RNA of Anguilla anguilla (European eel), 2952 nucleotides long. Its product is annotated as ubiquilin-1-like. Gene Ontology annotation, cellular component: cytosol. NCBI's taxonomy places the organism in Eukaryota, Metazoa, Chordata, Actinopteri, Anguilliformes, Anguillidae. The transcript has 11 exons. Bases 516 to 2141 code for a protein of 541 amino acids. Gene Ontology annotation, biological process: ubiquitin-dependent protein catabolic process. Gene Ontology annotation, molecular function: polyubiquitin modification-dependent protein binding. The record is from RefSeq and is a predicted model, not a curated record.
AGAAAUGAUCAGCUAAUGGGGUAGUUUCCGGCAACGAAUUGCCAUUUUAAACCAUCAUGUAUGCCCCAGAUUCUAAUUGUAAUUUCUGUAAGCCCUAAUAAAAGUGAAAGCGAUGUUAGAUUAGCUUUUAAUGUCUACAGACGUAGAUCGGAUGAUCCCUCUGGCUUCCAAAGGGUGUCAGAAGUAAAUGGAAUUUACGCAUGCGCAAUGUGUUACAACGGAGGUGUGCGCUUGCCAUCUAGGAACUUCUGUAUGACAAAUUUUAACUGUUGUACAUAAACGGUACUGUUUCUGCAAAAUGCAACUACUUCUUGUACGAGUCAACGUGUCUGGAUAAAAUGUUGCUAUAGCUGCACAACUGCCGUUUGCCCAUGGUGCCUUGCGAAAUAUUAUGAUGCGGAAGCACGAAUGAACGGCAACUUUCGCAGACGCUUCAUUGCAACGUUUUUCAUUUGAAAGUUUUUGUUCCGCGCCCUUGGACUGACAGAGAAGGCUUGUAAAUUCGGAGACCGGACAUGGCGGACAGCGGUGAGACGCCGGAAUGCGCUGUCGAACCCAAAAUCAUUAAGGUGACAGUGAAGACUCCGAAGGAGAAAGAGGAGUUUGCAGUGGCAGAAAACAGCACCGUCAAACAGUUUAAAGAGCGAAUCUCCACGCGGUUUCAAGCACGAGCGCAGCAGCUGGUUCUCAUCUUCGCCGGGAAGAUCCUGAAAGACUCGGAUCUGCUGACUCAACACGGCAUCCAGGAUGGAGUGACUCUCCACUUAGUCAUCAAGGCGCAGAGCAGGUCCCUGGACCCCGCAGCUCCCCCCUCCAGCAGCAGCGUGGCAGUGUCCCCGGACCCUGGGAGCACAGCCCCCCCAGCCCCCACCUCCUCCUCCAGCACCCCAGCCAGCUUUGGUGGGCUGGCUGGGUUGGGUCCGGGCUCGGGUAGCUUUUGGGAGCUGCAGGUGCAGAUGCAGAGGCAGCUGGUGUCGAACCCAGAAAUGAUGGGACAGAUCAUGGGGAACCCGUUUGUGCAGAACCUGCUGACGGACUCGGACCUGAUGAGGCAGCUGAUCCUGGCGAACCCCCAAAUGCAGCGGCUCAUCCAGCGCAACCCCGAGAUCAGCGGCAUGCUGAACAACCCUGACGUCAUGAGACAGACGCUGGAGCUGGCACGGAACCCUGCCAUGAUGCAGGAGGUGAUGCGUACUCAGGACCGGGCGCUUGGCAACCUGGAGACCAUCCCUGGGGGGUACAGCACCCUCCGCAGGAUGUGCACGGAUGUGCAGGAGCCCAUGAUGAGCACCGCCCAGGAACAGUUUGGGGGGGGCCCUUUGGCCUCGCUGGGGAGUAGCAGUGACACCACGGCUCCACCCUCUCGUCCUGAGAACGGAGACCCUCUGCCCGACCCCCCCGCCCCGCCCACAUCCUCAACCUCACCAACACGCCCGGCUACACCCGCGCCUUCUGCGCCCACCUCCAGCCCCGCCCCACCUAAUAUGGGAUCUGUCCUGGGAGGUAUGCUGAGCACUCCGGGGAUGCAGGCUCUGCUGCAGCAGAUGGCUGAGAACCCGCAGCUGAUGCAGAGCAUGCUGUCGGCCCCCUACAUACAGAGCCUGAUGCACAGCCUGAGCCAGAACCCUGAGCUGGCAGCACAGAUGAUGCUGAAUAAUCCACUGUUUGCGGGGAACCCACAGUUGCAGCAGCAGAUGAGACUACAACUCCCAGUGUUCCUGCAGCAGAUGCAGAACCCAGAGAUACUCUCUGCCAUGUUGAAUCCGCGCGCCAUGCAGGCGCUGAUGCAGAUCCAGCAGGGUCUCCAAACCCUCGCCAGCGAAGCACCCAGCUUCAUACCCGGGAUUGGAUUAGGAGGACUGGGCGGAGUCAGCAGCUCCGCCCUCAUCCCUGGCCCCGCCCCCACAGAGCCUGAAACUGGCUCAGAGGUGGACCAGCAGCGGUUUGUGCAGGACAUGCUCCAGGCCCUCGCUGCCACAAACCCACAGGUGCAGACUCUGGAGGACAGCUUCCAGCAGCAGUUGGAGCAGCUGAGUGGGAUGGGCUUCCUGAAUCGCGAGGCCAACCUGCAGGCGCUGAUCGCCACCGGCGGUGACAUCACUGCCGCCAUCGAGCGCCUGCUGGGCCCCCAGCCCUCCUAGCCCCGCCCCUCCCCUCAUGUCUUAAAAACACACUUGGUUCAUCUCUGUCAGGCUACAUCAGUCCUUGGAUAAAAGCAUUUUAGUGCACCCAGCACCAUCCAUCACCCCUCCCAGCCCAGCCCUUACAGUGCUGGAUUGGCUAAAAGCAGCAGAACACACAGGAUUGCUACACACACACACACACACACACACACACGUUCUAUUCACACACAAACACACACACUCACGCGUGUUAUAUUCACACACAUACCCACACACACACACACACACACACAGGUGUGUGUCCCUGUCUCUCCCUGCUCAUUAACCCCGCCCGCUGGAGCGACAGUCACACCUGCUUUAAAUUCAGCCAAUCAUCAGAUGACGGCUGCAGUGACACGCUUGUUUAAACCACGAUUUCUCCGCCAUUAACCGAGCCUUAAACUCAGACAGCCGUGUAUUUAUUCAACUGUUAAUGCUGGUUAACACUGACCUUUGGGAAUGAGGAGGGAAAAGCGAUAAGCUGCAGGCAGGCCUGUGAAGUUCACUGCCCGUGAAGGACGGACUGUGCUGAUUGGAUGGUGUAAAAGCACAAGCGUGUCUAUUGGACGAGGGUACGGAACUUCAGCUGUGCUGGCCGGACAAGCCCUCGGGGGAUAACAGGGAGUCUCCCCCUGCUGGUCGGGAGUUUAGAAAUGUGUCAAAUGUGAAAAUCCUCUUUGCUUUUAAACUGCCUGUAUAAACAACACUAGCAAUUGUAGUAAUUAUGCACAUCUUGAGUUUUAAGGUGCUUUCACCUGUGCACAGGCAAAUAAAGUGGAGUGAAAAGAUA